This is a messenger RNA of Sphaerulina musiva SO2202, 1296 nucleotides long. Its product is annotated as zinc carboxypeptidase A. Gene Ontology annotation, biological process: proteolysis. Gene Ontology annotation, molecular function: zinc ion binding; metallocarboxypeptidase activity. The transcript has a single exon. NCBI's taxonomy places the organism in Eukaryota, Fungi, Ascomycota, Dothideomycetes, Mycosphaerellales, Mycosphaerellaceae. Bases 22 to 1296 code for a protein of 424 amino acids. The record is from RefSeq and is a predicted model, not a curated record.
AACGACAUCCUGGUUGCAACAAUGUUCGGGCUUCACUUGCUGUCCCUGGUCCCGCUCGCUCUGGCAACAGUCCUGCCUCGACAGGCCAUUAACUACGAUGGCUACCGGGUGUACCGCGUCGCCACUGCAGGCAACGGUAGCAGUGUCCUGGACACUCUCUCCGCUCUCGACUAUGAGCUGUGGAACGUGAGACCUGCAGAUCAUGUUGACAUAUCGAUCGCUGGAGACCAGAUUGAGCAGUUUGAAGCUCUGGGCUUGGACUACUCGGUCAUGCACGCAGACCUCGGAGCAGUCAUUGCAGAAGAAGCUGCAGGCCUGUCUUCGGUCUCGAAGCGACAAGCGGGAUCCCAAGGACCAGAAUCGACGUGGUUCAACGCCUAUCACUCGUAUGCAGACCACGUCCAGUACUGGCGCGACAUGGUCGCUGGAUUCCCACGAAACUCUCAACGAUUCACUGCUGGUCAAUCAUACGAGAACCGCGAAAUCUUUGGCGUCAAGCUCUUCGGCAACAACACCGGAACGACCAAAUCCGCCCUCGUCUGGCACGGAACCGUGCACGCCCGCGAAUGGAUCAGCACCAUGACAGUCGAAUUCCUCGCAGCAUCCAUCGUCGCAGGCUACAAGCGCAACGACCCCGUCUACACCGCCAUCCUCGACAAAUUCGACAUCUACAUCCUCCCCAUCGUCAACCCCGACGGUUUCGCGUACACGCAAACCGCCGACCGUCUGUGGCGCAAAAACCGCGCUCCCGGCCCCGCCGUCAACGGCCGCGUCUGCUACGGCACAGAUAUCAAUCGCAACUGGCCCUACCAAUGGACAGGAGACCCCAACGGCGCUUCCACGGACCCUUGCGCUCAAACCUACAAAGGCCGUGCCUCGGGCGAUUCUCCCGAAAACCGCGCCCUCGUCAGCCAAAUCCGCGGCGUAGCUUCGCAGCAAAAUAUUGCGCAAUAUAUCGAUUUUCACAGCUAUGGAAAUUAUCUUCUUUCUCCCUAUGGAUACACGAGUUCUCUCCCUCCGACUUCUUCGGCGAUUGUCGCUCUGGCGAAUCGUGCUGCGGCCGCGAUUCGCGCCGUGUAUGGGACGGCGUAUACGACGGGUCCUAGUGGCGCUACGUUGUAUCCUACGACGGGGAGUAGUGUGGAUUAUGCGUUUGAUGUGGCUGGUGCGGAUUAUGCUUAUACCUUUGAGUUGCGCGAUACCGGAGCGAAUGGGUUUGUGCUUCCUCCUGCGCAGAUUCGACCUACGGGGACGGAGGUUUUGGAGGGGGUGAAGGUUUUGUUGAAUGGGAUUUGA